UCUUGCAACUCGAUGUUGAUUUCUUGGAUUUUCAACUCUAUCGAAAAAUCCAUUCAGCCGAGUAUAGCCUACGAGGAGACAGCUAAAGCUAUUUGGGAAGAUCUACGUGAUCGUUUUUCAAUUGUGAAUGCACCUCGGAUUCAUGAGUUGAAAGGUCAGAUUGCAUCAACUAGGCAAAAUGGGAUGUCAGUGAUGGCGUACUACACGCAAUUGAAGAGCAUGUGGGAUGAACUCUAUAACUAUUCUAAGGUGCCAAACUGUACUUGUGGAGCAGCACAUGAUUUUCUUCGUGAGCACGAAGAAGAGAAACUGCAUCAAUUUCUCAUGGGACUUGAUGACGCCAUUUUCGGUACGGUGCGAUCUCAAAUACUCAACAUGGAGCCUUUACCUCCUCUCAACAAAGCCUAUGCUAUGAUUAGUAAAGAAGAAAGACAUCGAUCGAUUGUGCGAGGACAAGAGGAGCGUCCAGAGGUGAUGGCAAUGACAGUUAACGCAACGGCUAAGGGUAGAGGAGCUGGACAAUCUUGGACAAAACAGUGAAGUGCUGUGGAGAGAAGAUGUUCACAUUGCCACAAGUUAGGGCACGACGUCGCGGAUUGCUUUGAACUACAAGGCUAUCCGACU
Molecule: messenger RNA, 624 nt
Organism: Asparagus officinalis (garden asparagus)
Lineage: Eukaryota; Viridiplantae; Streptophyta; Magnoliopsida; Asparagales; Asparagaceae
Exons: 1
Coding region: 13-540 (175 amino acids)
Source: RefSeq, a predicted model, not a curated record